GGGCACCAGACGCUGCCUGUCCCCCCCCAGAUGCGGGACAUCCAGUUCAACCACCUGACGCGCUUCAUCGGGGCGUGCAUCGACCCCCCCAACAUCUGCAUCGUCACCGAGUACUGCCCCCGGGGCAGCCUGCAGGACAUCCUGGAGAACGAGAGCAUCAACCUGGACUGGAUGUUUCGCUACUCGCUCAUCAACGACAUCGUCAAGGGAAUGGCCUUCCUGCACAACAGCAUCAUCGGGCACCACGGCAGCCUCAAGUCCUCCAACUGCGUGGUGGACAGCCGCUUCGUGCUGAAGAUCACCGACUACGGGCUGGCCAGCUUCCGAUCGCCCUGCGACGGCGAGGACACGCACGCCCUCUACGCCAAGAAGCUGUGGACGGCCCCGGAGCUGCUGCAGAAGGGCCGUCUGCCCCCGCAGGGCAUGCAGAAAGCUGACGUCUACAGCUUCGGCAUCAUCGUGCAGGAGAUCGCCCUGCGCAACGGCCCCUUCUACAUCGAGGGCAUGGACCUGAGCCCCAAAGAGAUCGUGCAGAAGGUGCGCAACAGCCAGAAGCCGUUCUUCCGCCCCUCCAUCGACAUCGGGGUGCACAGCGAGGAGCUGGCGGUGCUGAUGGAGCGCUGCUGGGUGCAGGAGCCAGCCGAGCGCCCCGACUUCGGGCAGAUCAAGAUCUUCAUCCGCAGAUUCAACAAGGAGGGCAGCACCAGCAUCCUGGACAACCUGCUGUCGCGCAUGGAGCAGUACGCCAACAACCUGGAGAAGCUGGUGGAGGAGCGCACGCAAGCCUACCUGGAGGAGAAGCGCAAGGCGGAGAACCUGCUGUACCAGAUCCUGCCCCACUCCGUGGCGGAGCAGCUGAAGCGCGGGGAGACGGUGCGAGCCGAGGCUUUCGACAGCGUCACCAUCUACUUCAGCGACAUCGUGGGCUUCACCGCGCUGUCGGCCGAGAGCACCCCCAUGCAGGUUGUGACGCUGCUGAACGACCUCUACACGUGCUUCGACGCCAUCAUCGACAACUUCGACGUGUACAAGGUGGAGACCAUCGGGGACGCCUACAUGGUGGUGUCGGGGCUGCCGGUGCGCAACGGCAAGCUGCACGCCCACGAGAUCGUCCGCAUGGCGCUGGCCCUGCUGGAGGCCGUCAAAACCUUCAAGAUCCGCCACCGGCCCAACGACCAGCUGCGCCUGCGCAUCGGCAUCCACACCGGCCCCGUGUGCGCAGGAGUGGUGGGGCUGAAGAUGCCGCGGUACUGCCUCUUCGGGGACACGGUGAACACGGCGUCCCGCAUGGAGUCCAACGGGCAGGCCCUGAAGAUCCACGUCUCCUCCACCACCAAAGAAGUCCUGGAUGAGUUUGGCUGCUUCGAGCUGGAGCUGCGCGGAGACGUGGAGAUGAAGGGCAAGGGGAAGAUGCGGACCUACUGGCUGCUGGGCGAGAGGAAAGACCCCAAAGUCGUCUGAGCCCGGCGCAGCCCCCAACCCCCCGUGCCCCUGGGGCGCACCGGAGCAGGUUUGGGCGUGCGGCGUGCAGCGGCCACGGCACUGCCUGUCCCCCCCCCAUCAGCACCAGCAAAGCCUUCCCGAGCCUCCCGCUGCCCCACGGAGCGGGGGGACCGGCCUUGACCCCCAACACCCCCCUCCCCAAAGCCUCUCGUGGUCCCGAUCCCCCUCCUCAGCCCCCCAAAAACCCCUCGGCUCGGCGGGCUCUGAGCCUUCCCCUGGGGCCUGGCUGCCCCGCAGGGCACUUUGCCUUCUCUUUCCAGUACUCAGCCUCUUGUUGCACCCGUGUCACCCCCUCCCCGGGGGGGGGCAAAGGGAGCGGGGCAGGUUCAGACCCUGCUGCUCCCACCUGUGCCCCCCCCUUUCCCCUGUACAUAGCCCUCCCCCCCCGGGUCCUGUAAAUACCCCCUCCCCAGGUGUAAAUAUAGGCGUCCGCGCAGACUAUUUUGUUGAAAUACAAACUGCCCCCAGCA
Messenger RNA from Oxyura jamaicensis (ruddy duck), 1973 nucleotides. Its product is annotated as atrial natriuretic peptide receptor 2-like. The record is from RefSeq and is a predicted model, not a curated record. NCBI's taxonomy places the organism in Eukaryota, Metazoa, Chordata, Aves, Anseriformes, Anatidae. Gene Ontology annotation, biological process: receptor guanylyl cyclase signaling pathway; intracellular signal transduction; protein phosphorylation. The transcript has 12 exons. The coding region runs from base 31 to 1461 and encodes 476 amino acids. Gene Ontology annotation, molecular function: peptide hormone binding; protein kinase activity; natriuretic peptide receptor activity.